GAUUUUAUGUGAAUUAUGAUGCCGUUCGUUAAAAAAUGUUGUUUCUGCAUAUCUUUACGUACUGGAGGGCAAAUUUUGGGCGUUAUUUCAUCCGUAGUCUCCACCGUAUGGAUAUGUUUGGUGACAUGGAUGUUCUUCUUUAUAAAUAGUCGAAUUGACGAAGCUAUAGACAUGCAAGAUAGUAUCAACGAUGUAAAUCUGAAUGACAGCACAGAGAGUACAACUCCCACAAAUGAUGAUGGCCUCAGUCAACAUCGCUUGAUUUUAACAUUAGUUAUUAGUGUGCUAUUAAUUGCCAAUAUCUCUGUUCUCGUCAGUGCUGUACUACUAUUCAUUGGAGCGAGAACUAAACGAAAGGAACUCAUCAUCCCCUACCUUGUAACUGAUGCAUUUUCAAUUCUUUUCGAAAUGGGAUGCUUUCUAAUAAAAGAUAUUGCACUUAUAAUGAGUCAUACAGAAGAGAACAUAAUAAUUGCAGUUUAUGUCAUUUAUUUCAUACUCUCAAUCUAUCUCUGGAUCUGCAUUUUCUCGCUCUAUCAGUGGAUAAAGCAGAUAAACCGAUAUCAAUGCACAGACUUUGAAGCUGUUUACACUACAAGACCAAGAAAUUAGCUAAGAAGUUGUUCUUAUAUUAAUUUUUAAUGUUUUCAAUUCGACUUUGUAAAGCUUAAAGCUUCAAUGAAAAAUAAAUAAUAAGUUUAUUAUUAUUUUCAUGUAAAAUUUCAAAGAAUUUUUUAACAUUAACGAUUAAGGAAAAAGUUGUUUUUUUAUUAUUAUUAUUGUAAAAUGAGGAAUAGAAGUAAUAGAAUAAAUAAAAGAAGCUGUUAAAUUGUACCUAUUUUAGAAAUAAAACAAAUCAAAGCUUAUCUCAA
This is a messenger RNA of Lutzomyia longipalpis, 872 nucleotides long. RefSeq lists its product as uncharacterized. Bases 16 to 612 code for a protein of 198 amino acids. The record is from RefSeq and is a predicted model, not a curated record. NCBI's taxonomy places the organism in Eukaryota, Metazoa, Arthropoda, Insecta, Diptera, Psychodidae. The transcript has 3 exons.